Molecule: messenger RNA, 399 nt
Organism: Dreissena polymorpha
Lineage: Eukaryota; Metazoa; Mollusca; Bivalvia; Myida; Dreissenidae
Product: putative nuclease HARBI1
Exons: 4
Coding region: 1-399 (132 amino acids)
Source: RefSeq, a predicted model, not a curated record
AUGGAUAAUAACAGAAAUGUGAACUUUGACAGCAUCUGUGUAAACACUGAAACACUGAAGAAAUUAAAUGGAAAAGGUUUCCCCCAAGUGGUUAGUGUGGUUGAUGGGACACAUAUCCGUAUUCAAGCGCCUAGCGCCAACGAAGACGAUUAUGUGAACAGAAAGGGAUUUCACUCCCUUAAUGUACAGAUGAUUUGUGAUGCCACUUUUCGGUUUGUUGACGUAGUCGCAAAGUGGCCUGGGAGCGUUCACGAUUCAAGGAUCUUUCGUGAAAGCGCCAUACGUCAGCGCUUUGAAAGAGGUGAAAUCGACGGUCUUCUGCUUGGUGACUCUGGCUAUGGAUGCAAGAGGUAUCUUAUGACACCAUAUCAAAACACCGACAGUCCUUGUAAGGUAUAG